Mytilus californianus (California mussel) is the source of this 1137-nucleotide messenger RNA. RefSeq names its product magnesium-dependent phosphatase 1-like. NCBI's taxonomy places the organism in Eukaryota, Metazoa, Mollusca, Bivalvia, Mytilida, Mytilidae. The record is from RefSeq and is a predicted model, not a curated record. The transcript is spliced from 6 exons. Gene Ontology annotation, molecular function: acid phosphatase activity. The coding region runs from base 282 to 1028 and encodes 248 amino acids.
CGUUUUCGCGCCAAAUUUUCUACAUAUACCAGAUCGACUACCACUCAAUAUCCAUUUUCGACAGUUAAACACUUUGGUUAAUAAGACUUAAAUGUGGAAGAUUGAGCGCUUAACAAGCAUCUGCCCUCUGUGUAUAGUUGAUUGUGUAUAGUAUUGCCAAUCUUACAAAUUGAAUUGGCGAGCUGUCAAUCCAUCAAUAUCCAGGGAUGUGCGUGUGACAAAAAAAUAGAAAGAAUUAUUCAUUUAUUCUUAAAUUGGGACACAUUUUUUUUCAAUUUAAAAUGGAGAGUAAGCCGAAACCAAAACUUAUAGUUUUCGACUUGGAUUACACAUUGUGGCCAUUUAGGGUAGACAGAAAAAAUAAUGUAGAGCCUCCAUUCAACAGAACACCUGACGGUAAAGUGUUUGACGCCAACAGUAGGGAGAUCAAAUCCUUUCCAGAUAUAGAUCAUAUUAUAUUGAAAUUACACGGUGAUGGUUACAAAUUAGCAAUCGCCUCAGAGGCUUUCUAUAAAGACGAAACAAGACGACUUGUAUCUUACUUUGGUUGGGAUGAAUAUUUUGACUACAUAGAAAUCUACCCGGGAUCAAAAAUUACUCAUUUCUUACAAAUUAAAAAAGAAAGUGGGAUUGAGUUUCCAGAUAUGAUGUUCUUUGACGAUGAGAGAGAUCAUCUCUCUGAAGUAGCACAUACGUGUUUAGGAGUGACCUGUAUCUGGGCCAAUCGUGGAGUGUCAGAAGAAAUUCUAGAUGAAGCUUUUCAAGCUUUCGUUAACAACCACACAGACAACAUAAAUACAAGUACUCUAUCUAUAAACAGUGUAGAUUCUGAUGAAUCACAAAGUGAAACAACUGUGAUUUACUGUCACAGACGCAGAGGAUCACGUGCAUCUAUACAAUAUGAUGUCCCUCCUGUCAUCGACCGUGCUAUACGACUGCGCGGACGAAGAAUGUCAGCGCCUGCUUUAAGUAUAAACUUGAAAAACGACAAGAAGAUGUUCGCCUGUCCCGAAAUUAUUGAAAACUAAAGUUAUUAAUAAGAACAACACAUAAGAAACUAGAUUAGAAAAGUCUUGAAAAAUAGUUGAAAAAUAGUUGAUGAAACCAGUGCUGACGACACUUUAGACGUCGACAAUU